Messenger RNA from Ipomoea triloba (trilobed morning glory), 1878 nucleotides. RefSeq names its product alanine aminotransferase 2-like. The transcript is spliced from 15 exons. Gene Ontology annotation, molecular function: pyridoxal phosphate binding; L-alanine:2-oxoglutarate transaminase activity. NCBI's taxonomy places the organism in Eukaryota, Viridiplantae, Streptophyta, Magnoliopsida, Solanales, Convolvulaceae. Gene Ontology annotation, biological process: biosynthetic process. Bases 1 to 1638 code for a protein of 545 amino acids. The record is from RefSeq and is a predicted model, not a curated record.
AUGCGGAGAUUCGUGGCCGAAAAAUCGAGAAAUCUUGUCGCGCAAGCCGCCUCUUCUCCUCCUCCUUCUCUGUCUUCUUCCGUGUUUCCGCGUCGCACUUCGUCUUCGUCUCCGUUGCGAUUCCUCAGCGGUACUAGUACGACUCUCCAUCCCUCUCCUUCCUCCGAUUCAAUGGCGGGUUCUGAUUAUUCGUCCACUCCCCUCACUCUUCAAUCCAUCAAUCCCAAGGUUCUGAAAUGCGAGUAUGCUGUUCGUGGUGAAAUUGUCAACCUUGCUCAGAAAAUACAAGAAGAGUUACAGGCAAAACCAGGUUCUCACCCAUUUGAUGAGAUAAUUUAUUGCAAUAUUGGAAACCCUCAAUCCCUUGGUCAGCAGCCAAUUACUUUCUUUAGGGAGGUGCUUGCAUUAUGUGACCAUCCUUCCAUUUUGGAUAAAAGUGAAACUCAAGGUCUGUUCAGUGCGGACUCCAUAGAGCGAGCUUUCCAGAUCCUUGAUCAAAUUCCAGGAAGAGCAACUGGUGCAUACAGCCAUAGUCAGGGUAUCAAAGGAUUGCGUGAUACAAUUGCUUCUGGUAUAGAAGCUCGUGAUGGUUUCCCUGCCAAUCCCAAUGAUAUUUUCUUGACUGAUGGUGCAAGCCCAGCGGUUCACAUGAUGAUGCAGCUGUUGAUUAGUUCAGAGAAUGAUGGAAUUCUUUGUCCCAUCCCUCAGUAUCCACUUUACUCUGCUUCAAUUGCUCUCCAUGGUGGCACUCUUGUUCCUUAUUAUCUUGAUGAGGCAACUGGAUGGGGACUUGAGACCUCAGAGCUUAAGAAACAGCUAGAAACUGCCAAGUCCAAGGGAAUUAAAGUUGGGGCAUUGGUUGUGAUUAAUCCAGGAAAUCCAACAGGGCAGGUUCUUGCUGAGGCUAACCAAAAGGAAAUUGUAGAUUUCUGCAAGAAAGAAGGUCUUGUACUUCUGGCUGAUGAGGUGUACCAAGAGAAUGUCUAUGUGCCUGACAAACAGUUCCACUCGUUUAAGAAAGUUGCCCGUUCUAUGGGUUAUGGAGAGAAGGAUAUUUCUUUGGUAUCUUUUCAGUCUGUCUCUAAAGGCUUCUAUGGUGAAUGUGGAAAGCGAGGAGGUUACAUGGAAGUCACUGGCUUUAGUCCUGAAAUAAGGGAACAGAUAUACAAAGUUGCAUCUGUAAAUCUAUGUUCUAACAUUUCUGGCCAGAUUCUUGCCAGCCUCGUCAUGAGCCCCCCAAAGGUAGGAGAUGAAUCCUAUGAGUCUUUUUCCGCUGAGAAAGAUGCGAUACUCUCAUCCUUGGCAAGGCGUGCAAAGACACUCGAAGAUGCCUUAAACAGUCUGGAGGGAGUCACGUGCAACAAAGCAGAAGGAGCUAUGUACCUUUUUCCUCGUAUUCGUCUUCCUGAGAAAGCCAUAAAGGCAGCAGAAGCAGCCAAGACUGCUCCGGAUGCAUUCUAUGCUCGCUGCCUACUUAAUGCAACUGGAGUAGUUGUCGUCCCAGGCUCUGGCUUUGGACAGGUUCCGGGGACGUGGCAUUUUAGGUGCACAAUAUUGCCCCAAGAGGAUAAAAUACCAGCUAUUGUCUCUCGACUUACAGAGUUCCAUCAAGGAUUCAUGGACCAGUACCGCGACUAAUGAUACUGGUCUCGUAUACUCCAUACUUCACAUAGGAUUUUGAAUAAAAUGUGGCAACUUGGUUUCAAGUUUGAGAACCACCAGUGUUCGUUUUUUUUUUGCAUUAGUAAGGCUCUAAGAGCGAUAGCGCAUCAGAUGCGAAGGAUAAUACUUUUCUUGUUGUAUCAUUACAACGCUUUUUGAAGCCUUGAAAGUGAUAUAUUCUGUUUUUAAUGAGAGGUGGCAAGUUUUCUUGGUCCA